Messenger RNA from Humulus lupulus (European hop), 510 nucleotides. RefSeq lists its product as uncharacterized. Bases 1 to 510 code for a protein of 169 amino acids. The transcript has 4 exons. Gene Ontology annotation, cellular component: ribosome. The record is from RefSeq and is a predicted model, not a curated record. Gene Ontology annotation, molecular function: rRNA binding; structural constituent of ribosome. Lineage: Eukaryota; Viridiplantae; Streptophyta; Magnoliopsida; Rosales; Cannabaceae. Gene Ontology annotation, biological process: translation; ribosomal large subunit assembly.
AUGAACAAGGGUAAGAUUUUUAAGCUAGCAAAGGGGUUCCGUGGAAGGGCGAAGAAUUGGAUAAGAAUAGCAAGAGAGAGGGUGGAAAAGGCAUUGCAAUAUUUCUAUCGAGAUUUUCGAAACAAGAAGCGAGACAUGCGUUCUCUCUGGAUCCAACGGAUAAACGCUGGCACUCGCCAACAUGGGAGAGAAAUUGAAAGGGUAAAGGAUGAACUGAAAAAAGAAUUUGAGAUGAAAGAUUUGGGUGCUGCAAAACUAAUUUUGGGCUGUCUAGAAAUUAGAAAAUCACUUACAGGUUAUGUUUUGGCAGUUUUCGGUAUAGCUAUUAGCUGGAAAGCCAAUUUGCAAAAGAUGGUUGCUUUAUCUACUAUAGAAGCUGAACAUAUAGCUUUAACAGAAGUUGUCAAGGAAGCUAUAUGGCUGUUUUUAGAAACUUUUCCUUGUAAUUCAGUAAAAAAAUCUGUAUCUGAGAUAAGAGAGAUUUGUACUGAAAGAAGAAGGAAGUUCUAA